Molecule: messenger RNA, 1463 nt
Organism: Lobosporangium transversale
Lineage: Eukaryota; Fungi; Mortierellomycota; Mortierellomycetes; Mortierellales; Mortierellaceae
Product: tyrosine aminotransferase
Exons: 2
Coding region: 99-1343 (414 amino acids)
Biological process (GO): aromatic amino acid metabolic process; biosynthetic process
Molecular function (GO): pyridoxal phosphate binding; L-tyrosine:2-oxoglutarate transaminase activity
Source: RefSeq, a predicted model, not a curated record
CACAGUUCCACAGCCAUUUAAAUCCAACAAUUCUCUUUCAACAUCAUUCUCACACUCUCUUAUUCAUUCUUGAUUUACUCAGCCAUCUCAACUUGAUCAUGUCUGCUCCUAACACUCACUCUCGUAAUUCAUGGAAGGUCUCUGCCUCCAUCGUUGCCAAGCGCACAUCUAACCCCAUCCGUGCCAUUGUCGAUCACAUCAAGGUCAAGCCAAAUGUUGCAAAGUCCAUGAUCUCUCUUGCUUUGGGUGAUCCCACUCUCUUUGGUAACUUCAAAAUCCAUGAGUCCUGCACAGAAGCUGUCUCGAAGCAACUUCACUCCUACAAGAGCAAUGGAUAUCCUCCCUCAACUGGUUACCCACAUGCCCGCCAGGCUGUUGCUGACAAGUUUACUCGUCCCGACGCUCCUUUGACUGCUCAGGAUGUCAUCCUCGCCAGCGGAUGCUCUGGUGCAAUCGACAUGUGCAUUGGUGUUCUUUGCAACGAAGGUGACAAUAUUCUCUUGCCUCGUCCUGGUUUUUCACUUUACCAGACUCUUGCUGACUCGAAGGGUAUCGAAGUGCGCUAUUACGAUCUGUUGCCUGAAAGCAACUGGGAAAUGGAUCUCAAGCAUCUCGAGUCAUUGAUUGAUGAGCGUACAGCCACUGUUGUCAUGAACAAUCCUUCCAACCCCUGUGGUUCUGUCUUCAAAAAGCAGCAUUUGCUUGAUUUCCUGGCUGUCUGUGAACGCAAUCAUCUGCCUGUUAUUGCUGAUGAGAUUUAUUGCGAUCUUGUCUUCAGUGGUAACGAAUUCUUCCCUCUUGCUUCUCUUACCACGACAGUCCCCGUGCUCGCCGUCGGUGGCCUUGCAAAGAAGUAUUUGGUUCCCGGGUGGAGAUUGGGCUGGCUUUUUAUUCAUGACCGCAAUGAUAUCUUUGGGGCUGAAAUCCGGGAUGGCCUUAACAGCUUAUCUCAGUUGAUUCUCGGACCCAAUUCAUUGGUCCAGAGUGCACUUCAGGAUAUUCUCCAUAACACCGAUCCUGCUUUCUACAACGACACUCGUGUACAACUCGAGGCGAAUGCAAAGAUGAGCACAGACAUCUUGUCCAAGGUGCCUGGCCUCAAGGUCAUUAUUCCUCAGGGUGCAAUGUAUGUGAUGAUCGGCAUCAAUGUUGCAGAAUUCAAGGAUAUUGAGAACGACAUUGUCUUUACAGAGAAACUUUUGGGAGAGGAAUCCGUCAUGUGUUUGCCUGGCUCUGUCUUCCAAUGCCCCAAUUUCAUCCGCAUUGUUUUCACUUCUCCCUCAGAGGUGCUCCAAGAGGCAUACAACCGCAUGGCCGAGUUCUGUGCUCGCCAUCAUAUUUAAAUAUUUAAAGAACAGGGAAAAGAGGAGAGCCUGCGCCAUAGGAAAUACAUGUAAUUAUAUAUAAUACGAUUACCUCUAGCAUAUCAAUAAAAGAAAAAGAAAAAGGCGUUUUCAAAGGAC